Penicillium alfredii is the source of this 1152-nucleotide messenger RNA. RefSeq lists its product as uncharacterized. The record is from RefSeq and is a predicted model, not a curated record. Bases 1 to 1152 code for a protein of 383 amino acids. NCBI's taxonomy places the organism in Eukaryota, Fungi, Ascomycota, Eurotiomycetes, Eurotiales, Aspergillaceae. The transcript has 6 exons.
AUGCCGUUGCGAGGACAGCAGCCGCGCAUGUUGGCGGUGUCGAUUGUGCUGAUAACGAUUGCGACGUUGUCGGCCGUGCUGCGACUUCUGUCACGCCGGGUCGUGCAUGUGGGCCUCUGGUGGGACGAUUGGUGCAGUCUGGUGGCUUUGGCUUUAUCGUAUGCGCUGAAUAUUGUCCAGUUUGUGAGCAUCCACUGUGGACUGGGCCAGCACACCCUCGACGUCCCGGACCCGAAAGGUGCCAUGGGCUGUUUUCUAAAGGGCUUAUACAUCAUCGAACCCUUCUACAUCGUCUGCAUGACCAGCAUCAAAACAACCAUGGUCCUCCUCUACUGGCGCCUUUUCAACACCAGCACCUCCAUGCGCUGGGCACUCUUCUUAGCUGUGGGCAUGCUGGUCGUCUGGACCAUUUGCGCACUGUUCAUCGGCCUCUUCCAGUGCACCCCCGUCGCGCGAUACUGGGAUAAGGAAUUGCCGGGUCACUGUCUCAACGGAUUGCUCUAUUUCCGGGCUAUUGCGGGCACGAAUCUCGUCACGGAUAUCUACAUCUUGGUUCUGCCGCUGCCGAUUGUUUGGAGGCUGCAUCGGCCGAUGCGGGAGAAGUUGGCGUUGAUGCUGAUUUUUGCUCUGGGGACGUUCGUCUCCCUCGUCAGUAUCGUCCGCAUCGUCCUCCUCACCUCCCCGGACGACCCCGAUCCACUAUACGACUCAACCCCCGGCACAAUCUGGACAGCCGUCGAAACCAGCAUCGGCGUCGUAAGCGUCAACCUCCCCGCCACAGCGCCCCUCCUACGGCGCUACAUCCUACGCCGUCCCAUCCCGGCACCAACAACAUCCGCAACAGCGAAAACCGCCGGUUUCCACACCUACGCCGCGACCAACAACAACAGCAGCAGCAGCAGUAAACCCUCGUAUCCACCACCAAACAGGCAAAGAAGCGCCGGCAAUGAUCCUGCCGCCACGGUGCCCGGGCGGCAGGACUCGCUGGCGAGUCUGCGGCCGUUUGGUGGCGAUGGGUCCGGGGUGAGUACAAGCUCGCAGCAGCAUAUCUUGGCGCCAGGUGAGGUUGAGCAUGGGGGUAUUGAGUUGGGGGAUUGGAUGAGUUCUUCGGGGCAAUCAUAUCCUGCUGAGUCUGGACGGAGGUGUGACUAG